ACCAUACCAUGUACUGCCUGGAAGUGUAAUAAUAGACACACACACACACUCUAAGGUUUUGUAUUGCAUGAAGGCACAAGGGACCUUAUAGAAAUAGUCCCCAAGUUCCAUAUGUUUUUAAAAAAUAGUGUGAACCCGAGUUCGAACCUAAUGGUGGGAGAGUUUGGGGAUUUCCAGGCCGGGGAAAAAGGAUUACACCAUUAAGACAUGCCUGGGCAUGUUUGGGCAUGUCUGAACAAAGGCAAAAAGGCCUGCCACCAGUAGGUUUGGGCCCUGGUAGGAAGGGCUAAAAGGAAAAGGGUGGAGAUUCUCUCAAUCUUCACCAGCAUAAAAGGGAGAGCUCAGAAAGUGAGUCUUCAGUCUUGCUCCAGAGCCUGACUCAUGAGUUUUAUGUGUUGAAGCUUGUGAACACAUUAAACUCGAUUGUGCCGGAUUCAAUUGGUCUCCAGUGUUUCUCUGAGUACCAGCCAACCGAACCUAAGAUACUAAAUUAACACAGAGGACGAUUUGAAGAAAAGGCGAGGAUGAGGUCAGGAGCCAUCUGGCCCAAUUCCAGGCACCAAUUUUCGCUUCGUCAGGAAGCAGGUGAGUUUAUCUCCCGCCUUACAGGGGGAUAACUUCACAUUUUUGUAGCAGUGAUUGUUUUUCAGAGCCUGUAUUCUGGUCAGGGUGGGAAGCCUCUGAGGUGGCAUUUUACAUAAAGCAAGGUAGACACUUGGUGUUUCUCAGAGUCAAGGAUCCUGCAGAGAAAAGGAAAGAGUCCCUUUUAGCUGUCAUUGAAUACACAUUGGAGCAGGCUAACAAGUGUCCCAGGUGUGCGCCAUUAACUCUCUGGGGACUGACAGGGUUCCAGGGUACUGUGAUAAUUUUGGCACUCUCUAAUGUUGUACAGUUUGAACAAAUGCAAGCAGUAUUUUCAAAGUGACAUGACUUUUAGGGAGAAUGUAUUUCUGAAUUAUACUUAAAGAAACAAAUAGGCAGGCUAAAUGAAAUGUUUGUGGCACUUAGCCCUCUAUCACUGCUGUAAAUGAUUAAUUUAAACACUUUUAUGUUUUAUCUUAACCACGAUAUUUUAAAAAUCUCAUUAUUCGGCAGUGGACACAUUGGAAAGUGUAAAUUAUGUCAAUGAUUUUUCAUGCUUGUAUGAUAAAAACUCCUGGAGAUAUUAAUCCAAAGAAAUGACACAUUUAGCUCCACUGGUGCAGCUUCCAGCAAAUCGUGCGCAAAGAAUUGUGGGUACUUUAUACUUGCUGAGGAUACACACAUGCAUCCUUGAAAAUUCUCUGAAUGAUGGACUCUGUCCUUUGUAGAAUUUGAAGGAUCCUUGACAUUGGAACAGUCCUUAGGCGGGGAUCGAUGAUGUAGCAUCCUUGAAUUUGAGCCAUUUCAGAAUCCUUCCUGGACUGUGAGAAACACCCACUGUUUAACUUGCUUUUGAACCCUGGCACCUUUUUAAUCUCCACAAGUGCAUCAGUAUUAGGUGUGCAAAGUUAUUCAGUGGUCCUGAUUUGGCAGGCCAGUUGUUUUUUUUGUGGAAUAUUUUAUUUUCAGUUUAAAAACCGUAUAGAACACACACACACAAACAUGGCGCCAAAUAAUCCUGGCUUAAUCAGAGGACUAACGGUGCAUCGAUCUGAUAUCCUUUUUACAAUAAGGUGUUGGUAAAAUAUCAGUAUACAUCAAGUAGGGCUGCCCAAUCUUCAGAAAGGUGUUGACCCCAAAUUUGUGGGUCCAGUGGAAAAGCCAAUCCUACAAGUUUUGUCAUGACUUCACGAAAGACUUGCCUAAAUGUAUUGAGCUUUGUACGUGAUCAGGUCUUCAAGUUUUCAUGCUGUUUUAGAGGGAGACUAAAUCAGUUCAGCCAUCUGAACACCAAGCACGUUCAAAUUAAAAUUACUAACAGUAAGCUCCAACUUUAGCUGUAUGCAGGUGGAGAUUCUACAACUGCAGCAUGCAGCCGGCUGAAGCACAAACGGGUAUGUCUUUUACUCUCUGCAUGUGGACUACCAUGCUAUGCCAUUCCUCUGUGAAUAUAUUUGCCUGAUGCCUUCUCUGUUUGUAGGAGUUUCUACCAAAAGCCAGCUGUUUGACUCUCUGAAGGCAUAUCUGAACAACCCAAACAGACUACAACCUAUUAUUGGCCUGGGCAGUAUACUAGAAUGUGUGAAGGCCGGAACCCACAACACAGAGGUAUUGUACCUGUGUGAGGUAUGUGUGUGUCGACUUAGUAAAGCGGACAUGCGGAACCACAUUAUGGGGAGUCUCCACAGAUACAACUACAUUAAAGCCUGGCACCCGCACUUAGUGUCUGAGUGGAAGGAGAAGACUGACCUUUCUAAGCUGGCCCGGCCACUGAUGGAGAUGGCCAAGAUACUUGAGGGAAAAGAGGGACCAGGGGAUGUCCGGUGGUUAGAGGCUGACGACGCUGUAUACCAGAAGUUGGCGACACACAGUGAGAAUGACGCGGUAACUCUGAUAACUAUCUUAAGAGAUGGGCAGGGUGAACGUGAGAGCCAUUCAGAGACCGUAUCUAUGCAGCAGCAGCAGCACUAUCCCAUCCAGUCACAGAGGAUUGUAUUGCUUUCCCAGAACCCAGACACCCUCAAGACCACGGCAAAGACAAACAAAACUGUAGCUUUCAUCAAGUCAGAAAACUGGUUAAAGAACACAUCACCUGAACCCUCUGUGCUAUCAGACUACGGCAACAGCUUUCUUGAUGGCUACGCAGGGACCAAGCCUCUUAUUGGUCUGUUCCGCAUGGUUGAAUGUAGAAGUGAAGAUGGCUACACGCACUGUUUCUUAUGUCACUGCUGCCGCAUCAGAUCCAACAAAAUGGACAUCAUUGAUCACCUAACCACAUCUUCCCAUGUCGUGAACUACUUGAUGGAAACUUACCCUGAGCAGGUGGAGGUAAUGAUGGCAGAUACUGAUGACAGCAAUCAGCUUCUCCAAUCACUGGCCAAGAGAGUGGAGAGAGAAGAGGGCAGAGGAGAGCCAAAGGUGGUAAACGUACCAGAAUCCCUCUGUAUCCUAAUGACAGGCAAAAGUUACCACUGGUGUCUAAGGAUGCUACAUAGUGGUGGAUGGACACACGCUAAGAACCAGAAGUGGAAAAAAGCUGUCAAAGGGCCAAGUGUGAACAAGACAUUGAAUCAAGGCAUGCCAGAGAAAUGUGCCACGACGUUGUCAAAACGGGCAGAAAGGAGGAAAGCAAAGAGAAAACUGAGGGGAGUGACUAAUACUGUAUUCAAGGUAAGCCUGCCUCUUACCAAAGGUUCAGUGCUGCUGGAGAGGACCUCCGUGAGCAAGGACAGCCCCUCUGUGACAUCUGGAUACUCACCUUCACUGGACUUAGAUCUCAGUCCCCCGCCAGAGUCCCUGUCAGAGGACUGUGAGUUGGACUGUGACAGUGAAUCAUUUGCAGUUAACCAGGCUGUGCACACCUCACAACUUCAGCAAGACAUCUAUGGUGGACAUGAGGACACUUAUCAAUACAUGGAGCCGGAAAGGAACUUCACAGUCACUCAGUAUCAAGAGGUGGAUGGUUGUUCCAGUGACAACGAAUACUUUGAGCAGUCAGAGGACAGAACUGGAACAAAAUAUCAGAUGUGUGGGGACAAGUAUUACAACAGACAGCACGGUUCUCAAGAAAGUUCAAGUAAGAGGUUUUACAAAGAGUGGCAAACUGAAGGCUCCCAGACAGAAAACAAGUGGCUGUCAUCUGCUGCAUCACACGCUGAGAACUGGCCAUCUUAUAACUCCUCCUACAGACAUGAGGCAGGUGGCACUGAGCAGUGGUACAAUCCAACUACACAGAGUAAAGUUGCCACAAGAGUGUCAAGAGAGGAGAGACAGAACAAGAUAAGCUCACACGCUACUCAACAGUAUUACCAACAACAACCCAAAAAUCAGUACAUGGUACAAGCUCAUACAAGCCUUCAGCGAGGCGGUGUGGGUCAGUAUGGUUUGUCUGAUGAACUGGGUGCUCAUGCAGAUCCUGCUAGGAUCUACAUGCAUCAUCGUGCAGGAGAUUCCCUUGGUCACAGUGGCAGUAUUGCACCAGAACCAAGAGUGCGGUUUCUUGAUAAUGAACAGAGACAAUUGCAAACAUACAUGGAGUUCACCACUGGUCCUGUCCAGACAGCUCAACAUAGCUAUAUGACACAAUCUACAGCCCAUCAAGCCAUCCAGUACAGCCAUAGUGUGAUGUCUAACCCCAAUUACAAUAUUGGACCUAGGACAAACUCUGACCAGCGCUUCCCUCAUCCACUAAACAGUGGGGGUGGUGUGUCCCAAUCAAAUACUUUCAUCCCACCUGGGCAAGCUCCAGGUUAUGCACCUCACUCUGAUCGUAAUUUCCGAGCCACUGGUUUUUCAGAUUUGAGGACUUCAGGAAGUUCAGGUGGAACAACUCCAUUUAUGUUUGAAUAUCCCAAAUUUUGAUUCUGCAUACAUUACCACACUUGACCGAGACCAGAUUUCUACUGAAGGGACUUGCAUGCUCAUUUAAUGAAAUCACACUCAGAUGGUGCAGCCCUGGUUCUAAUUCUGCCCUGGCAUAUUUUUUGUUGUUGUUGUUCCUCUAAAAUGAACGAGUCGUUUUUUUUUUUUUUUUUGGUUUUUUAUUAUCUCAGAAUGAUGACUCAAGAAUGUUGGGGAUAAUUACAUCAUUUAAAGUGAAACGUACUGGCAUUCGUAUAUUUCUAGGUGUAACAUGUACACUAACCAAGUGAGGAUGAGUAACUUGCUCAGUAUAAAAGCUUCAAACUUUUUUCCAGUGUUGUAUAAGUUGUUUUGGUUCAGAGCAGCAACAAAGAAAUAAAAGUUGUCAAUCACACUGAAGCUGUGGUUUGUAGCUGUCAGUAAUUGAUGAACUACUACUAAUACUACAAAUAGCUACUUUUAUUUCCUUUGAGCCAAUAUGUCAAAUAUGACUGUAUUUAUGUACAAGCUGUGCCAAAAUAACUCCAAAGAAGAAUUCAUUUUAGAUUGCAUUAGCUGUGUGAUGGUUGUUAUGUUUGUGCUUAAAUGGAUUUUCUAAACCUUUGAAGAGAAAUGUUAAUGCGAUAAAACAAGAUCAAAUGUACUGCUUUCCUAAUUGUAUUACAGUAAAAAUGGCUGAGGUUGUUUCUAUGAUGUUUGGAUGACCUCUUUUUGGUUAUUUUGUGACCAUUAAAGAUAGUAUAUUUAUGUUGAAUAUGUCCAUGUGUUAUGGAAUGCUACUGAUAUUGACUCUAAGUUUCCAAAAACAAAACUUGGGAAAUGAUACAAAUGAUUAAUCUCCUUCUCUUUGGAAAUAUAAGGCUCUGUAACAUCAGUAUAUGUUGUAUGUUUACAUUGGCAGCUGUUGUAACAAUGCAAACAUCUAAUGCUGUGGUGCAUAAUAAAGUUUUGUAAACAUCUCUUAA
Epinephelus lanceolatus (giant grouper) is the source of this 5408-nucleotide messenger RNA. The record is from RefSeq and is a predicted model, not a curated record. Lineage: Eukaryota; Metazoa; Chordata; Actinopteri; Perciformes; Serranidae.